Molecule: messenger RNA, 4902 nt
Organism: Nicotiana tabacum (common tobacco)
Lineage: Eukaryota; Viridiplantae; Streptophyta; Magnoliopsida; Solanales; Solanaceae
Source: RefSeq, a predicted model, not a curated record
CACACAGGAGUCUUCCAAACAGAAACUUUUCCCGAUUCCCGUACAAAAUCCCUUCCCCUGUUUCUGUAUAUCGUUUCGCGAACUUUCAAUUUCUCUUUCUCCCCAACCUCUCACCGCCGAUCACCACCGUAUAUCUCCACUACCCACCCUAUCGGUCUCACAAGGUUCGACGUUAACUCUUGCUUCAAUCUCCCCCCAAAAAAAGAAAAACCUUUUAUUUCACUUCGAUUCUUCUUUGCCACCGGCAAUUUCUGUAAAUUCGGGGGAUUCCAGUCAUAUUUUUUCAGAAAUUUUGAAAUUCAAAAUGUAAUUGGAAUGUUUUAUGUUUCAUGAUAUUCCCAAAAUUGAUUAAGCAGCUAAUGAAGUAUGGGAUUCUCACCCAUUUGAUGGGGUGCUGAUAGUCCACUUUAUGAAGUAUACCUUAUUUAGAAGGAUACAAGAAAGAGAUGAAUUUCCAGCAUAUGUCGGGGCAGAUUUCUGGGCAGGUUCCAAAUCAAAGUGGCACUUCUUUGCCUGGGCUAGCCCAGCAGAAUGGAAAUCCUUUUCCUAUGCAGAUGCAAAAUCCAGGCGUCCAUCGUACUAUGCCCAACAUGGAGUCUGAGUUCUUGAAAGCUCGCAAACAUAUUUCACGGAAGAUCUAUGAGUAUCUCAUGCGGCGGCAGCAGCAAACCCAGGAGAUGCAACCACAGAGGGUUAUAGAUCUAGUUAAACGCCUGGAGGAGAGCUUGUUUAAGAAUGCUUCGUCAAAGGAGGAGUAUCUGGAUCUAUCUACUCUGGAAAACCGAUUACUUGCCCUGAUUAAACGCCUUCCUAUGAAUAAUCAUAACCAACAAUUUUCCCAGAUCAAUUCGUCAACCUCCAUUGGUACAAUGAUACCAACUCCAGGCAUGCCUCGAAGUGUGAAUUCGUCCCUUAUUGGGACAUCAUCUGUCGACAGUUCUGUGACUGGUGGAAGUACUAUUCCAUCCUCUGCAGUUAACUCUGGAAGCUUCGUGCCGACAACCGAUUUGCCCUCUGGCAGUAUACAUGGCCCCUUGGCAAAUGGAUAUCAACAGUCUACAUCCAAUUUCUCGAUCAAUUCUAGUGGGAACAACCUGGUACCAUCCAUGGGUGGACAAAGAAUAACAAGCCAAAUGAUUCCCACUCCUGGGUUUAGUAAUAGUAAUAAUUCCAAUAGUAAUACCAGUGUACCGUCUUACAUCAAUUUGGAAUCAUCUAAUAGUGGUGCUACCUUUUCUGGUGUUGAUUCCACAACUGUGUCACAGCCACUACAACAAAAGCAGCAUAUUUCUGGUCAAAACAGCCGUAUACUGCAUACACUUGGCAGCCAUAUGGGUGGUGGAAUCAGGUCAGGAUUGCAGAAUAGAUCCUAUGGACAGUCAACUGCGCCUCUGAAUGGGGGACUCGGAAUGAUUGGGAAUAAUUUGCAGCAUUUGAAUGGUCCUGGAGCCUCUGAGGGCUAUACAUCAGCGACCAUGUAUGGAAAUGCUCCAAAGUCGUUAUCUCAACAUUUUGAUCAACAUCAGCGACCAGUAAUGCAAGGUGAUAGAUAUGGUAUUAGCAACAGUGAAACUUCAGUGUCGGGAAACUUGUAUGCUCCUGUGUCUUCUGCAGGGACGGUCAUUGGCAAUCAGAGCUCGAGUGCUGUAGCCUUACAGUCCAUGUCCAAAGCAAACUCAACUCUGAUGAGCAAUCAGUCGAACUUGACUGCCUCUCAGCAGAUGCCAAAUCUAAAGGUUCAACCUGUCGAUCAAUCGGAGAAGAUGAACUUUCAGUCCCAGCAUUAUCUGGGAGAUGACCAUUUAUCUUCUCGUCAGCAUCAACAAUUCCAUCAUCAACAUCGAUUUGCUCAACAUUUAACCCAACAGAAGCUACAAAGUCAGCACCAACAACUUUUGUUAAGGAGCAAUGCUUUUGGUCAAGCUCAGCUGCCAUCUAAUCCUGAUACUCAAGUAAAAUCUGAACCUGAAAAUCAUGAUGAUGCCCAGCGCUCACAGAUCUCUGCUGAGCAAUUUCAGUUUUCUGAUAUGCAAAAUCAGUUUCAACAGAAUACUGUUGGAGACCAAUCUAAAGCAUUGCAGGGUCAAUGGUAUCCCAAGUCUCAUGAUGGGUCUCAGAUACCAGGUAGCUUCUUUGAACCGAAUGCACAAGAGGAAUUGCGUCAGAGAACUUCCACACAAGAGGAAGCUCAGCCCAAUAAUUUAUCUACAGAGGGGUCUUUGGCCAGUCAAUCUGUUGCUAAUAGAGCAGUUGAAACCAAUAAUUCAAGCAGUACGAUAUGCAGAUCUGGUAACGUUCCUCGUGAACGACAGUAUCUUAAUCAGAAGAGGUGGCUGUUGUUUUUGAUUCAUGCACGUCGAUGUUCUGCUCCUGAAGGAAAAUGUCCUGAAAACAAUUGCAUACAUGCACAAAAACUGUUGAGGCAUAUGGAAAGAUGCAUUAAAUUUGAUUGCCCAUAUCCUCGGUGCCCUGAAACAAAGGUUUUAAUUAAUCACCAUAAGCAUUGCAAGAAUGAAAACUGUCCCGUUUGCAUUCCUGUUAAGAAAUUUCUACAGGCACAUCAAAAAGUGUGUGCUCGUCCUGGCUAUAUGUCUGAUAUGGCAAAUUCUCGCAAUGGUACUUGUAGAACCUAUGAUGCUGUUGAAACUUCUUCUAAGUUCGCUGCCAAGACGAGUCCAGUGGCAUUUGAAACUCCAGAAGAUUUGCAGCCUUCUCUUAAACGCAUGAAAAUAGAGCCAUCUUCUCAACCUCUUGUCUUGGAAUCUGAAAAUCUUGUGCCAGUUUCGGCCGGUGAGUCUAAUGUUUUACAAAAUGCUCAGCUUGUUGAACAGAAUGAUGCUGUGGCAAUGAAGACUGCAGACACUGAAGUAAAGAGUGAAACUCUUGCAAAUGCUGUGCAAGUUAACCCUGGUAGUACCGAUAUAGCAAAGGAUAGUUUGGAUGAUACAUACACUCAAAGGCCUGCUGGUGAUUCUGUUGCAUCAAGUACUCCAGCUUGUCUUGUGAAGCAGGAAAAUGUUAAUGCUGACAAGGACAUAGAUCAGCCUAAACAGGAAAAUACAUCAGCGCCUUCUGAAAGUACGAGUGGAUCCAAAUCUGGGAAGCCUAAAAUAAAGGGUGUCUCAAUGAUGGAACUUUUCACCCCAGAGCAAGUCCGGGAACACAUUAAAGGUCUGAGACAAUGGAUAGGCCAGAGUAAAGCGAAAGCAGAAAAAAAUCAAGCAAUGGAGCAUUCUAUGAGUGAAAAUUCUUGUCAGUUAUGUGCAGUUGAGAAGCUAACUUUUGAACCUCCACCCAUAUAUUGUACUCCAUGUGGUGCUCGUCUUAAACGUAAUGCUAUGUAUUAUACCAUUGGAGCUGGUGAUACACGACACUACUUCUGCAUUCCAUGCUAUAAUGAGGCCCGUGGAGACACCAUUGUUGUUGAUGGAACCACCAUUCCAAAAGCGAGGAUGGAGAAAAAGAGAAAUGAUGAGGAAACUGAAGAAUGGUGGGUGCAGUGUGACAAGUGUGAAGCUUGGCAACAUCAGAUUUGUGCUUUAUUUAAUGGUAGAAGGAAUGAUGGUGGGCAAGCUGAGUAUACCUGUCCCAAUUGCUACAUAGCAGAAGUUGAAAGAGGUGAGCGCACACCCUUACCACAAAGUGCUGUUCUUGGAGCAAAAGAUCUGCCUCGAACAAUUCUCAGUGAUCAUAUUGAGCAACGAUUAGCUAGCCGUUUGGAGUGGGAAAGGCAAGAAAGAGCAAUGCGUGAAGGAAGAGGUUAUGAUGAGGUUCCUGGAGCGGAAGGGCUUGUUGUAAGAAUUGUGUCAUCAGUGGACAAAAAGUUAGAAGUGAAACCACGGUUUCUUGAGAUAUUUCAGGAAGAGAACUAUCCGCUGGAGUUUGCAUAUAAAUCAAAGGUGUUAUUGUUAUUUCAGAGAAUUGAAGGUGUAGAAGUGUGCCUCUUUGGCAUGUAUGUUCAGGAAUUUGGAUCUGAAUGCCUACAGCCAAAUCAUCGCCGUGUUUAUCUCUCGUAUCUAGAUUCUGUUAAAUAUUUCAGGCCAGAGAUCAGAGCAGUGACUGGAGAGGCUCUCCGCACAUUUGUGUACCAUGAAAUUUUGAUUGGAUAUCUAGAAUAUUGCAAAAAGCGUGGUUUCACGAGUUGUUAUAUUUGGGCAUGUCCUCCAUUGAAAGGUGAAGAUUAUAUAUUAUAUUGCCACCCCGAAAUUCAGAAGACCCCAAAAUCUGACAAACUCAGAGAGUGGUAUUUAUCAAUGCUAAGAAAAGCUAAGAAGGAAAAUAUAGUUGUUGAUCUCACUAAUUUAUACGACCAUUUCUUUAUAUCCACGGGAGAAUGUAAGGCUAAAGUUACUGCAGCUCGUCUACCUUAUUUUGAUGGGGACUAUUGGCCUGGUGCUGCAGAGGAUAUGAUUUAUCAACUUCAGCAAGAAGAGGAUGGGAGAAAGCAGCAUAAGAAGGGAACUAUAAAGAAGACCAUAACAAAAAGAGCUCUAAAAGCAUCUGGUCAACCUGACUUGUCUGGGAAUGUAUCUAAGGAUCUGCUUCUAAUGCACAAACUCGGCGAGACAAUUUCUCCAAUGAAGGAGGAUUUUAUUAUGGUUCAUUUACAGCACGCAUGCACCCAUUGCUGCGUACUAAUGGUAUCUGGAAAUCUUUGGGAGUGCAAGCAAUGCAGGAACUUUCAGCUCUGUGACAAUGUGAAAUCAAGGAGGUACCUCAUGACACCAAGGAUGAAGAUGAAAUUCUUGAGAGUGAGUUUUUUGAUACAAGGCAGGCAUUUUUGAGCCUUUGUCAAGGAAAUCAUUACCAAUAUGAUACCCUGAGGCGUGCUAAACAUUCCUCAAUGAUGGUCCUUUACCACCUUCAUAAUCCCACUGCACCAGCAUUUGUGACAACUUGCAA